Suillus discolor is the source of this 3708-nucleotide messenger RNA. RefSeq lists its product as uncharacterized. Lineage: Eukaryota; Fungi; Basidiomycota; Agaricomycetes; Boletales; Suillaceae. Gene Ontology annotation, molecular function: transcription corepressor activity. The transcript is spliced from 10 exons. The record is from RefSeq and is a predicted model, not a curated record. Gene Ontology annotation, biological process: negative regulation of transcription by RNA polymerase II. Gene Ontology annotation, cellular component: chromatin; Sin3-type complex. Bases 1 to 3708 code for a protein of 1235 amino acids.
AUGGGUUUGCGCACUCCGAAAUCUGGAACACCACGUCCUCGCACCGCUGGUGAAAGUGACGGCACAUCCCAUGGUUCCGCAGCGCAGAGGUCUCCAGACAGACCACUUAACGUUACCGAUGCGCUCAGCUACCUCGAUGCGGUCAAAGUUCAAUUUCAGGAUAAGCCAGACGUAUACAACCACUUUUUAGACAUCAUGAAGGACUUCAAGAGCGAAGCAAUCGACACACCUGGAGUGAUCGAGCGCGUGUCAAUGUUAUUCCAUGGCAAUCCAAAUCUUAUUCAGGGAUUCAACACAUUUCUUCCCCCUGGCUACAGAAUAGAGAUGUCCGCAGACCCGCACGACCCUAAUAUUAUCACCGUUACAACGCCGUUAGGGACCACCACUCAAAGCACAAGCACCUUCGAGCAGAUCUCCCGCGUCACUCGUGACCCCGCUACAACCAAGUCUUCGCUUCCUCUUCCAUCAACCGCCGGCCCUGCGUUUCCCUUCCAGCCAAUGACCCGUUCGAUGACACCAUCGAUAGCUCCUUAUCAGGUUCCGCACAUGCCACAGUCUAUGGAUACGUACACCCCAGGCCUUCAAGUACCCUCCACAACUGCUGCGGCUUCCUUUCUUGGCAAUUUGUCCAACCGAAACGCAGUAGAAAAUAAAUCUUCAGGGGAAUUCAACCAUGCAAUACAGUACCUAAACAAAAUCAAGGCACGCUAUUCUGACGAUCCCGAUACAUACAAGCAGUUCCUAGAAAUCUUGCAAACGUAUCAGAAGGAGCAGCGCCAAAUCCAAGAUUCGCAAGUAUACGUCCAAGUGCAGGUCUUGUUCAAGGAUGCCCAAGAAUUACUUAGCGAAUUCAAGGAUUUUUUGCCUGAUAUGUCGAUGGCCUUGAGUGGGGCUGUCGGCAUUCAGCCAACUAGUGGUCCAGGUGUGCCAACACCUUGGGUAGAUGCAGGGGACAAGAACGGAAAGAAGACGCAGCUUCCGCCUAAAAAAAGGAGAAAAGCUCCAGAGAAAGAGACCACGCCUGCGCCGGCUGUGCGGACUGUCCCAAGUCGAGCCAAGAAGCCUAAGCACAUGCACAAAGGGGCCGACCCUGACUCUCCGCAGUUCAAUUCAUACGGGUUACCGGAAUCACCGCCCCAUCAUCCCUCGCAAUUGCAUGCUAGUAUGCUACCGCCACCCCAAAUGCAUAAUCUAGUGAUACAAGGCCCCCAGCCAGUUACCAACGUUCAAUCAGCACCUGAUGAACUCAUCUUUUUUGAGCGCGCGAAGCGCACGUUGGAGAGCAAGGAUACAUAUGAGGAGUUUCUCAAACUCUUGAACAUGUACUCCAAGGACAUUAUUGAUGCGAAGACACUUGUGAACAUGGCUCAAGUGUAUUUGGGCGAUGGUGAUCUACUCUCGCAGUUUCGGGAAGUGGUUGGGAUCGAUGAACGGCAGGACAGUAUCGAACAUGGUCCGCCUGGGAGCAUCCGUACCGGGCCGCCAGAAGCCUUGUCUGCAUUACCAGCUGAGGAUGGUGAGGGUCCAAGCUAUCGUCGAUUACCCGAGAGCGAAGUUCAUUUGGCGUGUUCCGGUCGCGAUGAACUCUGUCGCUCUGUACUUAAUGACGAAUGGGUUUCACAUCCGACAUGGGCGUCUGAAGAAGCAGGCUUUAUCGCGCACAAGAAGAAUUCGUUUGAAGAAGCACUGCACAAGAGCGAAGAAGAACGACACGAAUAUCACGUCCAACUUGAAGCCCUUGCACGCACGAUCGCUGUUAUAGAGCCCAUCAACUUCCGCAUCGAAGAAAUGACCAAUGAUGAACGCUCGAAUUUCCGACUCAAGCCUGACUUUGGUGGCUUGAGCAAGAACAUAUACCACCGGACGCUGAAGAAAGUCUAUGGCAGAGAUGCUGGAAUCGAGGUUAUCCAAGCUCUUCAGGAGUGUCCUAGCGUCGCUGUGCCGGUGGUCCUCGCUCGGCUAAAGCAGAAAGAUGAAGAAUGGCGACGCGUGCAACGAGAAUGGAACAAAACGUGGCGAGAGGUUGACGCCAAAAAUUUCUAUAAAUCCCUCGAUCAUCAAGGGGUCACGUUCAAGUCGAAUGAUAAGAAGGUCGUCACUGCCAAACAUUUUGUAGGAAAUAUUGAGUCAGUCAAAGCUGAGCAAGCAGAUGCGCGCGCGCAGCAGGGUCCACCCUCAUUCGGUACUGCUGUGCCAGGCUACCAACUGGAGUUUUCUUUCAAGGACAUGACUGUCCUUCAAGACUCGCUUAAGUUGGUUUACUCAUUCCUGGAUCAUUCCCAUGCGCACUAUACACUACAGGAACGGCGUGGAGUCGAGGGUUGGCUGCGAUCAUUCAUUCCCCUCCUAUGUAUGUGCCCUGCUACCGAGUUCAAUGCCGGGUUUACGCCUUUGGAUGAUCCACGAGACGAGGAGACCGACCAACAAGCUUUAGAUGGCGCGCGGAAUGAUAACGGAGUCCCGUUUACGAGUGGGCGUGGCCUUUCGGGGAGCGUAAUGGCGGCGGGUGACCUUCGGAAGCGUUUACUGAAAUCCUUUCAAGAAAAUUCCAUCGGAUCUGAGGGCCUGGAUACAUUUUCGUUAUCCCAGUCAAGAGGGACCACGCCCCAUUCUGAGCGUGUAUUAUUUGAUACCACCCUGGAGGACAACACAAGCAUAGGGUUGACUGCAGCCCAAAAUAAAUCCCCGGAUCAGUGGAUCCGUGAUGCGUCAGCCAAUCAAACCCCUCCUAUUUCAGGAGACGGCACCUCUAGGCGAAAACCUUUUUUCGGGAACACAACGUUCUACACAGUGUUCUGUUUGCUACAGUUGAUCUAUUCUCGUCUGCUCGUAUGUAAGGAACAGGGCGCUCGUCAGACUGCAAAAGGUUUAAAUCCUGCGGAUUGCAAUCCUAUCGCCAUCGAGUUAGGGCUGGAUGAUCCGAAUGGACCCUCUGCUAUACUCGUACAGGCGAUGGAGGCUGUGUCCAACCGUCAGACCUGUGACGCGACUGAUGUCGUAUACCUUUACAUGUUGGAGGCAUUUGAAAAGCUAUUUGAUAAUGAACUUGACCAGGCGACAUUUGAGGAACAUAUGCGAUGGUUUUUCGGCAACAAGGCAUAUUACCUUUUCACGUUAGACAAGAUACUGUCUUCAUUGAUCAAGCAGGUGCAGAUUCUGUUGUCGGAUAACAAGUGUCAGGAGCUUUGGGUGUUACUUCAACAAACGCGGAAGGUGGAUGCCCUUUCCAAUCAGAACAUGAUUCGCUAUCGACGUGAGGCGGAACGUCACGUUGGUACCGACGAGCAUUUGUACAGGUUCGAUUGGCAUCGGUCUUCGAAAACAAUGUUCGUUCAACUGGUCGAACCGGACGAUCCUAGUGUGAAUGGAGAUGGAACGGCGAUUAGUCGGUGGCGAGAAUAUCUCGACUCAUAUAUUCUACGGCAGCCGACGGAGUGGUUGUCACAAUCAAAGCGUGAAAGUAAGGUAUUUUUGCGAAGGCACAUGACGAUCGACGAAUCACAGCGAGGCACAUCAAGUUGGGAUUCUAUGAGCAUCCGGGUGAGCCUAGGCACGUACAAGAUGUUCUAUGAAUCGAGCGCUGAAGAUUUGUACGUGCGACCGAGAAGCAGAGAUGAGGAGAAGGAGCUUAGGGAAAGAGCAAAAGUUCGAGAGGAAGAGCGGAAACGAAGCCGAUGGUUAGCAAAUGCUAAUGUUGAGCUUAAAUAA